This is a messenger RNA of Stereum hirsutum FP-91666 SS1, 900 nucleotides long. Its product is annotated as Diphthine synthase. Gene Ontology annotation, biological process: protein histidyl modification to diphthamide. The record is from RefSeq and is a predicted model, not a curated record. The transcript is spliced from 5 exons. The coding region runs from base 10 to 885 and encodes 291 amino acids. Gene Ontology annotation, molecular function: diphthine synthase activity. Lineage: Eukaryota; Fungi; Basidiomycota; Agaricomycetes; Russulales; Stereaceae.
AACUAUACGAUGUUCUACGUCAUUGGACUGGGACUUUCCGAUGAAAAAGACAUUACUGUCCGCGGCCUCGAAGCAGUCAAAGGCUCUUCGAGAGUUUAUCUUGAAGCCUACACGAGCAUUCUGAUGGUCCAGAAAGAACGCCUGGAAGCGUUCUACGGAAAGGAACUCAUAUUGGCGGACAGAGACAUGGUUGAGACGGAGAGCGAUGAGAUUCUGCGGGAUGCUGACAAAGAGGAUAUCUCUCUGCUCGUAGUCGGAGAUCCUUUCGGCGCAACGACGCACACCGACAUCAUCCUUCGUGCCCGUAGCCUCAAGAUCCCCACCCACGUCAUCCACAAUGCCUCCAUCAUGAACGCUAUAGGGGCUUGUGGCCUGCAACUCUACAACUUCGGUCAAACUGUGUCGCUCGUUUUCUUCACCGAUUCCUGGAAACCAGACAGCUUUUAUGAUCGCGUCAAAGAAAAUGCGGAUCUGGGAAUGCAUACUCUUGUCCUUCUGGAUAUAAAGGUGAAGGAACAGAGCGAAGAAAACCUCGCAAGGGGACGCAAGAUCUAUGAACCUCCACGCUACAUGUCCAUCCCUCUCGCCGUCUCACAGCUCCUGGAAGUCGAGUCGACCCGCCAAUCUGGCAUCCUAUCCCCAGAAACGACGCUCGCUAUCGCCGUGUCUCGUGUAGGCGGAGGAGAGCACCAGCGGAUCGUGUGCGGGACGCUUCAAGAGCUUAGCGAGCAGCCCGACGAUGUGUACGGUGAGCCUCUGCAUAGUCUGGUUAUUGUUGGGAAAAGACUGCACCAUCUAGAGGCAGAGUACGCCGAGUCGUAUGCUGUCAAUAAAGAGAAUUGGAUUACAGUGGCGAAGAAUGUGUACCAAUGUAAUUUUGAUUGAUGUACUGAAUACGCG